This is a messenger RNA of Bufo gargarizans (Asiatic toad), 765 nucleotides long. Its product is annotated as gastrula zinc finger protein XlCGF71.1-like. Lineage: Eukaryota; Metazoa; Chordata; Amphibia; Anura; Bufonidae. The annotation marks the transcript as partial. The record is from RefSeq and is a predicted model, not a curated record. The transcript is spliced from 3 exons. Gene Ontology annotation, cellular component: nucleus.
UGUCCUGAAUGUGGAAAGUGUUUUAGUGAGAAAUCAAGUCUUAUUAAACACCAGAGAAUUCACACAGGAGAUAAGCCAUUUUCAUGUCCUGAAUGUGGGAAGUGUUUUAGUCACAAAUCAACUUGUGAUAUACAUCUGAGAACUCACACAGGAGAGAAGGCAUUUUCAUGUCCUGAAUGUGGAAAGUGUUUUAGUGAGAAAUCAAAUCUUAUUAAACAUCAGAGAACUCACACAGGAGAGAAGCCAUUUUCAUGUCCUGAAUGUGGAAAGUGUUUUAGUGAGAAAGCAAGUCUUAUUAAACACCAGAGAAUUCACACAGGAGAUAAGCCAUUUUUAUGUCCUAAAUGUGGGAAGUGUUUUAGACACAAAUCAACUUGUGAUAUACAUAUGAGAACUCACACAGGAGAUAAGGAAUUUUCGUGUCCUGAAUGUGGAAAGUGUUUUAGCUACAAAUCAUAUCUUGAUAAACAUCUGACAACUCACACAGGAGAGAAGCCAUUUUCAUGUUCUGAAUGUGGAAAGUGUUUUAGUGAGAAAUCAAGUCUUAUUAAACACCAGAGAAUUCACACAGGAGAGAAGCCAUUUUCAUGUCCUGAAUGUGGGAAGUGUUUUAGACACAAAUCAACUUGUAAAGACUGGAUAACAGGUUUCCAUAGAUGUCUAAUUUUAUCGCCUUCUUAUAAAGUAGAAGAUAAUACAUCACAGAUUGUCAAUAAUAGCACUGGACAUAGACUGGGUGAAAUGUCUGAACAUUCACAAAGAUGA